AUGUCCACUGAAAUCUGUAAACUGUUGUGUAGAAACCUUACUCGUGUUGGAGACAGACAUUUUUCCCAGAACCUGCAGGCAGAGAAUGUUCCCAGACAAAUACCAAGGGAAAAGCCAGCAGUCAGAAGAGCAGCUUUCAUAGGAAAAGGGUACCCACUGUUGAUUAUUCCAAUGACAGCUUUUGGAUUAGGAACAUGGCAGAUACGCCGCCGAGAAUGGAAGCUUGGUUUAAUCAAAGAACUUGAAGAGAAGAUGAGCAAGCCUCCUCAACCCUUGCCAGAAAACCUAGAGGAUGUGAAAAAACUGGAGUACCAAAAGGUGAAAGUUCGAGGUACCUUUGAUCAUGCAAAGGAGCUCUUUAUUGGACCAAGAUCUGACAUUCGUGCUGGAGAAGGACGAAGUGCACAGACACAGUCAACACCAGGGGUUAAUGUUGUUACACCUUUCAAGCUGGCCAACAGAGAUGAGACCAUCUUGGUGAACCGUGGAUUUGUUUCAUUCAAGGACAGACCACAGCAAAAGAGAGCUGAAGGACAGGUUGAAGGAGAAGUGGAACUCACUGGAAUUGUCAGACUGAAUGACAAGAAACCAGUUAUUGGAAAUGAUCCAAUGAAAGAUGGGUAUUGGUUCACUCGUAAUAUUGAUGAGAUGGCAGAUAUUGCAGGCACUUCAAAAGUGUUUAUAGACGCAGACGCAAAUUCAACAGUACCUGGUGGGCCACGUGGAGGUCAGACUCAGUUGGCUCUGCGCAAUGAACAUUUAACUUACAUUGUAACCUGGUAUGCUCUUGCUGCAUUCACAUACUUCUUGUGGUACAGAAACUUCCGGAGCCCACUGCCUCAUAAGACAGUGUUGGAGUAUGUAAAGAAGCAGCAGCAAAAGAAAGUCUAG
This is a messenger RNA of Candidula unifasciata, 891 nucleotides long. Lineage: Eukaryota; Metazoa; Mollusca; Gastropoda; Stylommatophora; Geomitridae. The record is from the annotation of a GenBank genome assembly.